GAUCGAUCCAAAGCACGAUUGAUAUACUCACACCCUAACUAUCGAUCUUCACAAGACCACCUCCCGAGUUCAAGGCAUUGACGAUAUCUCGUCUCGAUGUCCUUCGCUCUACCACAGGAGAAUGCACGCCGUGCAUAUGCCCAAUCCAGCGUACCAAGCGCCAUACACCCAAUCUAUAACCCAGCGCCUCAAGCCUCACCAACGCCAGGGCAACAACCUCAUGUCCCCUCCUCAGCGCCCUACUUCACACGACAGGUGUCACUACCAGAAGACAAUGUGAACCGCUCAGGAAGCAAUGGAAUGAAUCCUAAUACGCUCGCGACGGCGCCACCAAAUGCGCAACUGCAGCAAGACCACAACAGCUACCUCUACCAAUUGCAGCACGCAGCUAGUGCCCCCACGGCCACACGACCAGCCCUGCCUACUCUACAAACCUCCCACCACCCUCAGCUGAACGGCAAACAGCACCAGCAACAUCAGCAGCAGCUUCACCAGCAAGCUCGCCAACAAACCCCACAGCAGCAGCAACCUCCGGCGCCCCAGCAACAGCCUCAACCACCACCCAGUAACGGCCAUGACCCCGGCACUUCCUCCUCGUCCGCCUCCGCCUCGGCCUCCCCACAAUCGAGCACAUUCCCCACGCACUUCGCCCUAACCCCCGACCCAAGUCUGGGCAUGGAAGCCCCGCCAGAAACGUCCUUCCCGACCUUCGAAGCCCUCCUCCAGUCCGUCAAUGCCUGGGGCCUCGCGCGCGGCUACGCCUGCGUUAUCGGACGCUCGAAAAAAAAGAACAGGAUUGGACUCAAGAAGGUUCUCUUGACGUGUGACAAAGGCGGAACCUCAAAACACAACAUGCUGCCUGUCGAUUCCCCAGUGCGUAGACGAGCUACGACUUCGCGCAAGACAGGGUGCCAGUUCAGCCUCUAUGCUAUUGAGUCGACUAUGGAGUGGCAGCUGAAGUAUCGCCCGGACGGCUUAUUCUGCGUGCACAACCACGGACCUAGUAAGGGUGCCAUUGAUCACCCCGCGGCCAGGCGGCUGGACAGGACGGCCGUCGCGGCGGUCAAGGCGCUGAGAGAUGCAGGUGUCAGCGCGCAGGAGACGCUGAAGCAGAUCCAAGCCGCGCACCCUAACGCGGGGUAUCUCCCACGGGACAUCUAUAAUGCGCGUGCCGCCAUAGCACGAGAACUAGACAAGCGCUCGCAGGACACGGAGAUCGACCCUGACGCGCCGAUGCAGUCGAUCUACAAGCGCCGCUCGGCGCCCAACCCAGAGGACAAGUUUAGGGAAGAGUGCAGGGCGGAGGUGAUACGCGUGAAGGAGGAGCUGGAGCAGCUGAAGGAGAAGACGAGUCGGGAGAUUGAGCAGCUCAGGGCGGCGCUGGAGCAGAAGGAUAAGGUAAUUGAGAAGUUUGAGAUGUUUAUUGAUAUCUGCAACGGCCGCGUCAUGGCGCAGCGGGAGAGGCUUGCGGAUGGCGAUAAUGGCACCGCCUCGGCGUCAUGAGCGCGGCUAAUGGCUUUGCUGUGUUUUUUUGCGAGCGGGUUUGGGAAGCGGCGUAUUUUAUUGGCCGGGGUGGGGAGACGGAGUAACGAAAAUGGGCGCGCUCUCUGGGAAUACGUUUGGGGGAGUUGUAAAGACGGGA
Molecule: messenger RNA, 1642 nt
Organism: Pseudogymnoascus verrucosus
Lineage: Eukaryota; Fungi; Ascomycota; Leotiomycetes; Thelebolales; Thelebolaceae
Exons: 1
Coding region: 97-1503 (468 amino acids)
Biological process (GO): thymine catabolic process; L-valine catabolic process
Cellular component (GO): mitochondrion
Molecular function (GO): malonate-semialdehyde dehydrogenase (acetylating, [NAD(P)+]) activity; methylmalonate-semialdehyde dehydrogenase (acylating, NAD+) activity
Source: RefSeq, a predicted model, not a curated record